Molecule: messenger RNA, 1965 nt
Organism: Penicillium roqueforti
Lineage: Eukaryota; Fungi; Ascomycota; Eurotiomycetes; Eurotiales; Aspergillaceae
Product: NADPH cytochrome P450 oxidoreductase family protein
Exons: 5
Coding region: 1-1965 (654 amino acids)
Cellular component (GO): cytosol
Molecular function (GO): NADPH-hemoprotein reductase activity; FMN binding; flavin adenine dinucleotide binding
Source: RefSeq, a predicted model, not a curated record
AUGUUCAACAAAACUCUUUGGACAUCUAGUUUCACUCAUACGCAACGUAGCAGUUUUACCUUUCUAGAUUUGAUUGAAAGGGAUCUUAGUGUUGAAUCGAGUGAAUGCGAAGCAAAACACCAGAACACUGAGUAUAUUGAAAAGUGGCUAGAAGAUGCCGGUAUACGGAGCCAACCUGUUUAUCAUAGCCAGAUUCGUCAACAUACAGAUGGCGCGACCGAAAUUCGGACGGUUGUGAAUGUAAGGGCUGUUGUCUUCUGGGCAUCCCAAAGCGGCACUGCGGAGGCUCUGGCAUCUCGCUAUGCCUCUGAACUUUCGACGGCUUUUCCCUUGGGGGCGAUGACUGCCAACCUGGCAGACUACGAUCAUAAACAUAUGCCAGACGUACCGUCUCAAGCACUCUUGGUGUUCAUCUUGUCGACAUUCGGUGACGGUGACCCUCCUGAUAACGGCACCGCGCUUCUCGAGUCCCUUCACCAGCUUCGCAAGCAAAGUGCCAACUUGAACAAUGUUCGAUAUCUCAUUUUCGGCUUGGGGAAUUCCAACUAUACCCACUUUAACAAAUAUGCGCUCGAUAUCGACGGUAUGCUGAAGGGUAUGGGUGCUACGAGGCUAGGCCGAGUUGGUCUGGGUAACGAUCGUGAAGGCGCCACCGAGGAGGAUUUUGUGGCCUGGAAGAAUGAGAGCAUCCAGCAAGUGGCCAGAACAUUGCAUCUGCGGCCCGUGGAACGAGAAUAUUCCCCUCGCAUACAAAUUCGCCCUUGGCGAGGUGGCAACUGUGACACAAGGCACGGAGUCUCGCCAACCGUUUAUUAUGGCGAGCCACAGUAUGCUCCUCCCACUGCUGAUAGGAGUACCACCGUUGUUCUUCCUGUUAUACAGGCAAAGCAGCUCAUGCUCUCCAAAGAGGCCAUUGGCGAGUCUGAGAGUUCACGGGAAUGCGUUCAUCUGGAAUUCAGCCUUGAAGACCACCCCUCCAUCACCUACGAGACAGGAGACUACCUCUGUAUUUGGCCGGUUAAUCCGGAACAGGAAGUCUCGGCGCUGCUGAAAGUUUUGGGCGUUUGGAACACGCGCAAGAAUGUUAUCGAUAUCGUACCGGCGGACGAUACCUCGAGCUCGAACAUUCGAAUCCCAACCCCUACGACCAUGGAGAGUCUGUUCCGUUACUUCCUUGACAUAUGCGGACCUGUGUCUAGGGAACUCGUCCGUGGUAUUGCUGAAUUAACCUCGGAUGGUGAUUUCAAACGUCGACUCGAGGCACUCACAAGGGAUCGCGAUGCCUUUUACGAAGAGGUUACGUUGAAGAAGUUGACUCUCGCUGCAGUCUUACAAGCGGCCACGACGGUACGAGAUGAAAAUGGAUCGGCAAUCAACGUAGCUGUGUCGUACGUCCUAGAGAAUCUAAAAAAGCUACAGCCUCGCAGCUAUUCCAUCUCGUCGUCCGCCGCUGUGGACCCCCGUAUUGCGGCCAUCACAGCACUCGCAGUCAGUGGCCCUCCUCGUCCUCCUCGCGAGACAUCGUCGUGUCCUUCUCAUCGCUUCCGUGGGUUAGCCAGCAAUUAUUUGUUGCAGCUUCAAAAAGAAUACAACCGCAGCUAUUCAAGGUCGCAGCAGCCAACAAACUACUACUACUCAACUGCAGGGCCCCGUGGUCUAUUGGAGGGAGGGAAGGUUUUCGCCUAUAUCCGCCGAAGUAACUUCAAACUGCCACCAGACCCAUCAACUCCGAUCAUCAUGAUCGGCUCCGGAACUGGCGUUUCGCCUUUCCGUGCUUUUGUUCAGGAGCGCAUGAAACUCAAGAAUCAAGGAUGCGAAGUUGGGAAAACAGUACUGCUGGUCGGUCACCGAGCUCCAGACCAAGACUACUACUAUCAGGAUCUGUGGCAAGAGGCGAGCAAGGCUCUAGGGAAGAGAUUUGUUGGCGACCAAGUCCGACCUGGUUCUCGACAUAUUGGCUGCUAA